Molecule: messenger RNA, 2310 nt
Organism: Synchiropus splendidus (mandarinfish)
Lineage: Eukaryota; Metazoa; Chordata; Actinopteri; Syngnathiformes; Callionymidae
Gene: cers1
Product: ceramide synthase 1
Exons: 7
Coding region: 773-1864 (363 amino acids)
Biological process (GO): ceramide biosynthetic process
Cellular component (GO): membrane
Molecular function (GO): sphingosine N-acyltransferase activity
Source: RefSeq, a predicted model, not a curated record
CGUCGCUGUCCUCUUUUCCACGGACCAGUUGACUGUGUGAGAGAGAGCGCGGGGAAGAACGGCGAGCACGUUGCCCACUGCGCCUACUUCAGGGGAAUCACCCGUCUGGACUUACUGUUUUCUAAGAAAACCCUCGCUUGUGGUCUUGUGGUCCCGCGCGUUACAUAAGGCGAGUAACGGUUCUGGUGAUGAGACGUCACGUCGCAGCGUAGCGGCACAUUCAUCGCAUGUGCUGCCUUGGAAGAGGCGCCGCGCCUCAUGGACCAAACUGAAACCGCAUUUUUACUCGCCUUCCAGUUGGACGGUCUGGUUCGGGAUUGACGUGAGUAGCCGUGGAUGCUGCCUCCCCCCCCCCCCCAAAUGCUGGUGCCGUCACUAUUGUGUGCGUCUGACUUGACUGAGCUAGGCGGCUAACGGGCACGAGCAAUGCCCGCCUCAGACUGACGCCCGCUGCUCAUUGUUGAAAGGAUAUUUGAUUUAUUUCCCCGUGACUCGAGCCUCGCACGCGCCUAAUGUGCUCCGAGCUGCGCGUACAUGCGACACUGCCCUUAAGAUCAUCCAUGAGAAGGACCGGGCCCAUGCCGUAAUUGGGGGAAACAAAGAAUUAGGCUGCGGAGGAGGAUAAGCUGUUUUCCAUCAGAUUUCUGUCCAAGGUGAGCGAGUGAGCUUGUUGCUGGAUUAGAGGCACAAUCUGGACUGUCGCUCCCCGGAACCUCCCCCCGCCCCCUGCCCCCUGCAGCAGACGGCCUCCCUGUGCCGCAUUACCGCUAAGAUGAGCGCUCACAGUGGGGACGCGGUGGAGCCCAUGCCGGGAUACCUGGAGCUCGUCAGCAGAGCCAGCGCUGUGAUGCUGGGCGCGUGGAGAGACUGUGGAGACUGUGGCGUGGAGCUCUCCAGAAGGUCCCUCCUGGACAACGCCAACUUCACCUGCACCGAAAUAGCCCUCUUCUUCUUCUGCGCCUUUCUGUGGACGCAAGUCAGGCGGGGAUUGACGGAAUGUCUGUUCAAGCCUCUUGCUCAGUGGUGGAGGCUGCUGCCCAAAGAUGCUGCCAAGAUGCCGGAGAGUGCAUGGAAGCUGGUCUUCUACACCAUGUCGUGGUCCUACAGCACCUACCUGCUCUUCUUCACCUCCUACUCCUUCUUCCACGACCCACCCUCCGUCUUCUACAACUGGAAGAGUGGGAUGUCAGUGCCUCUAGACAUCGCCAUCGCCUACCUGAUCCAGGGCAGCUUCUACGGCCACUCCAUCUACGCCACCGUGUACAUGGACGCCUGGAGGAAGGACUCUGCCGUCAUGGUGGUCCAUCACAUCAUCACGCUGGCGCUCAUCUGCUUCUCCUACGCCUUCAGAUACCACAACGUCGGGAUUCUGGUGUUGUUCCUUCAUGACAUCAACGACAUCCAGCUGGAGUUCACCAAACUCAACGUCUACCUGAAGUCCAGGGGAGGAGGCUACUACCUGCUGAACGAUGUGCUGUCCAACAUGGGCUCGGUCAGCUUCAGCAUCACGUGGUUCUGGUUCCGACUGUACUGGUUCCCUCUCAAAGUGUUGUACGCCACAUGCGUGUCCAGCCUGCAGUCGGUACCCAACAUCCCCUUCUAUUUCUUCUUCAACGCUCUCCUCCUCGCAUUGCUGCUCAUGAACAUCUACUGGUUUUUAUUCAUUGUGAUAUUUGUGGUGAAAGUGCUGAAGCUGAAGGAGGUCAAUGACGUCAGGGAGUAUGAGGACGAGGAGGGCAAGGCGGCAGCAGCUGGUCUGCUCAAGGACCCCGAGCCAGAGAACGGCGAGCGCGAUGCUGGACAUCACCACUCUGCCUCUGCGAAACACGCUCAGAACGGCGUCACCAAGGAGAAGCACCUAUGAGCGGCUCUCCGCCGCCACCUGCUGGUACUUCGCCCGCCAGUUCACCCAGACGAUGGAUCAAACUCCGGAAGUGGCUGAAGGGAACCGAGUGCGAGCGUCUGGGCGCACUUGAAUUAGAAGCGGAAUCAGUUUUAGAACAUUUCAUGUCAUUUUCAUGUUUUGUUUUUUGUUUUUCCUAGACCACUGUGAAUGUCGUCAGCUGACUUCAUCUGGCUCAUUUUUACUAAAGUAGAGGCGUGUGUGAGCGACGUGACGUCACGGUGACGUCACUCACCCUGGUGCGGCACAGGUGUUUUAAAUCAUCGCGCAACAAUCUAAUGAAGUUUUGUGUGUGUGUGUGUGGGUGUGUGUGUGAGAGAGAAACGCUGCAGGUUUUAGUAUUUAAACUUCAAAUCUGUUUUGUUUUUUUUUUCCAUUUUCUUCUUGUGUCGGAUGAUCAAACGGAC